Molecule: messenger RNA, 1692 nt
Organism: Alternaria atra
Lineage: Eukaryota; Fungi; Ascomycota; Dothideomycetes; Pleosporales; Pleosporaceae
Exons: 1
Coding region: 1-1692 (563 amino acids)
Biological process (GO): polysaccharide catabolic process
Molecular function (GO): chondroitin hydrolase activity
Source: RefSeq, a predicted model, not a curated record
AUGGAUCGACUCACAGAAGACCUCAAUGGCACACAAGACGUAUCGUCGCCCGAGCCGCCAUGGUCUGCCCGGACUACACCGGCGGGAAGAUCGAAGUCCAAAGAAGAGUCCUUGCUGACCAAGCAAGUGGAAGAAGAGAUCCGCGGGAAUAUCCCAGAGAAAAUCAGCCUCGCUCUUACGAGAGACAUCGUGCCGGCAGCGAGCGUACAGUCUUCGGGAAGCAGCGUUGAGGGAAACACAUCUGAGCCUGGAACAACGACACCUAGUAGUAGUGCGCCGCCCUCAGAGAGUGGGAACCUGGAUUACGCAACCGAUCACUUCGCCUCGAGCAUAGCGAUAGCUGACCUCGUGGCCGAGCUCUUCACUGAGAAUAUCAUGGCCAAGGUCUUCCGAACCGCACAAGCUGCUCUGACAUCGCUUCCUGUGGCAUUUCCAGAGAUCGUCCCACAGCAAAGCGGUCACGAUGGUAGCUACAGCCUACGAGAAGCGGACUUCUGGACAUGUGGCUUCUUUCCGGGCACCAUGUACAGCAUGUUAGAGAGACUCAUCAGAUACCCACAUCAUAUGCAUCUCUCGAGUUCAAUCGACCUCGAACGUCUAAGAAGCCAGCUGACGAUUUUAUGUCGCACCUGGGCCGAACCAAUUCGAGGUAUGGACGAACGGAUUGACACCCAUGAUAUUGGUUUCAUCGUCAUGCCGGCGCUCCGUGCUGAUUGGGAACUCUUUGGUAAUCAAUGCAGUUUGGAUUCUAUCACCCGCGCUGCACGGAGUUUAGCGACACGAUACGUGCCUACAGCCGGCGCCAUCAGGAGCUGGGACCUGCUGAAGAAGAAAGAUAUAGAAAUACUUGACCAAGGCGAUAACAUGAUUGUUAUCAUCGACAGCGUGUGCAACCUUGAGCUGUUGUACUAUGCAGCAUAUCAUGCACAAGACGCAAGACUUGCGAAUAUCGCCACUGCUCAUGCGAUUACACUGUUGCGAAGCCAUCUGCGACCUGAACCAGUCCUGUCUUUGUCUAAGGAUGCAUACAGAGGCCAAUGGUACUCGAGUUGCCACGUCGCCAACAUCGAUCCGAAAACGGGAAACUUGAAGCAGCGAUUGACAGCACAAGGCUACGAGCACGAUUCGACGUGGAGCCGUGGCCAGGCAUGGGGUAUACUUGGAUACGCAGAGACGUACAUGUGGACAAGAGACCACCGGUUCCUGCAAGCAGCUUGCGGACUAGCAGAAUAUUUCAUAUAUCGCUUGGAAACGGCGCCUACAUGCGUGUAUCACGCCCGCUAUGUGCCUCUCUGGGACUUUGACGCACCCGUCGAGGAUGAGAACGCUCCGUUGCGCGACUCUUCUGCUGGCACUAUUGCCGCUAACGGAAUGCUAUUAUUAUCGCAAGCUUUGGCAGGUAUCGGAGUGACAAGCUUGUCACUGAGGUUCCAGAACACUGCAUUGCGCAUAGUCCAAGACACACUCAAAUUUGCGUUGGCACCGGAGAGGGCUCGCCUCGUAACUGGCUCAUAUCAUCACAUUAGUGCGGAAGAGACAGUAGCAGGAUAUCGUUUCGACGGGAUGUUGAAGUUUGGAACAGCGAACAACAAUACCAAUGCGCGGAACCGGUACGCAAACCAUGGGUUAGUUUAUGGAGAUUACUAUCUGGUGGAAUUCGGAAAUAGGUUGGCACGAAUGGGAUUAGUUUAA